Annulohypoxylon truncatum is the source of this 2013-nucleotide messenger RNA. RefSeq names its product Rec8 like protein-domain-containing protein. Gene Ontology annotation, cellular component: synaptonemal complex; cohesin complex. The transcript is spliced from 4 exons. Gene Ontology annotation, biological process: replication-born double-strand break repair via sister chromatid exchange; mitotic sister chromatid cohesion; synaptonemal complex assembly. Gene Ontology annotation, molecular function: protein binding; chromatin binding. NCBI's taxonomy places the organism in Eukaryota, Fungi, Ascomycota, Sordariomycetes, Xylariales, Hypoxylaceae. The record is from RefSeq and is a predicted model, not a curated record. The coding region runs from base 1 to 2013 and encodes 670 amino acids.
AUGUUCUAUAGCCACGAGAUUCUGAUGAGCCGCCAAUAUGGCGUCGCUACCAUUUGGCUCGUCGCCACCGUUGGAACUGGAAUAGGGGCAAGAAAGAAGGUAACCCGAAAGGCCAUCCAAGAAGUGGAUGUGCAGAAGGCAUGUGGAAAAAUCAUCGAGCCCGGCGCGCCGGUGGCACUGCGUCUUCAGGGCCAGCUCCUUUACGGCGUAUCAAGAGUUUAUAGCCAGCAAUGCGGCUACAUGCUGUCUGACUUGCAGAAGAUUCACACGCAUAUGCACAUGUUCUUCACUAAGUUCGGUGAAAACCAGCUCGAUCCAGAAGCAGGCCAAGCAAGACCAGAGAACCUUCUGAUUCUGAACGACCCCGACUUUGUUCCCGACAUGAUACUUCCCAAAUUUGACCUCGACGCUCUGGUAGCGAGCAGUCAAGCAACCCAGAAGACAUCUUCCCAAAUGUCUCCUCUUGACAGCACUAUUCUGGCAAGCUCUCAUCAUUCGCAAAGCCCUGCGCACGGCUUUGAUAUCCGCCUUGACCUUCAUGAUUCACCAUCUCCAGGUCCCGCAGGAUCCCCCUUCGGCUUUCAGGGUUUCUCAUCCACGCAGAAGCCGGCAGAAGAACACCGGAUGCUUCCCGAGGAGGACAUUUUCGGAGGAGCGGGAGACUGGGGAAUGGAUGUAGACGAGCACGGAAACAUCAUCGAAUCAGCAGAACCUGCUAUUGUACAAGACGAAUUCGACCUACCCCCUUUCCCGGCGAUGGAAGGCGACAUCCGAGAGCAUGUGGGUGCAGAGCAACAGAGACAGCCAACGGUGGAUGAUCAGGGCGAAGUUAUCAUGAUGGAUGACGCACAACAGGCAGGCGAGAUAGUGGUAGCAAACCCACCGAGUGAACACCAUAGUGCCUUCCUAUCCGAUGAUCAUCGCCAACAUCAGGCUCCUUCCCGACGAAAGCGAAAGCCUCGUAUGUUGCAUGCUGAUGAAGAGACGCAAGUUUCAAGAGCCGCGAUGAACGAGUGGCAGGAGGACUACUUGGAGAACUGCGGUGGCCCGAAGAUACGAGCGACCGGAGCGGCGAAAGCCAAAGCGAAUGCUAUGCUCCUAACAUUUGGUCUCGGUCUGGGAAAUAUCGGCCAGAACAUCGGUGUUCCGGGAAUGGUUCAUCCUCUUGCACUCGAUUUCUCGGGCGAUUCGUUAUUUACCGCGAUUACCGGACUCACGGUCCCUGAUUUACCCCGUGGCCGACGCCGAUCCGCGUCCGAGUCCAUCGAAGAUGACGAGGAGCAAGGACGUCGAGUCAGACCGCGACUCGAGGGUGACGACGUCCAGUUGGGCCGUAGCCUGGAAGGCGAUGCCAUCUUCGCCCACGACGGACAACAAAUCCACGACUCUCCCGAGGUCGGCCGAGAAGCACAGGCGGCCAUGUCAGACCACCUAUCCUCCGCCCUCAACAUGCCCUGGAACCGAGGAUCGUCCCACAUGCCAGGCUCAUCUCUCCGCGGUUCCGCGCAAAAAGGCCGCAUACCAUCCAGCCCCCUAGCCGGCCGCGGAAACCUCCAAGACAUCGUACGCUUCAGCGACGCCCCCUCCCUCGACGACGGCGGUUUUGAUCUUGGCGGCCUACCCUCCGACAACGACGUCUUCGACGAAUUCCACCUCUCGCCCCAAGCCCAGAAACAACCCUCCGGCCAAGGCCAAGGCGAACAGAAGGUAGACAGCUGGCCGACCCUCGACAUCGAGGGCCAGAACUUCCUCUCGUUCAUGCACGCCACGGUGCGCGAGAACGGCGAGCGCAGGCUCGACGAGGAUUUCGAUAUCGACCGCCGAUGGGUCGCGUUCGACGACGUGUUCGUGCCGCGCGAGACGAACCGCGCUACCGCCUCCCAGGCCUUCUUCCACGUCCUGAGCCUGGCGACGAAGGCGCGCCUUGACGUUCAGCAGGAUAGCGAGCCGGAGGUCGCGUUUGGGGGGAUUUGGGUUGGGGUUAAGAUGGGUGAUGUUGAUGUUGAUGUCUAA